Messenger RNA from Cornus florida, 1329 nucleotides. RefSeq lists its product as uncharacterized. The transcript is spliced from 2 exons. The coding region runs from base 1 to 1329 and encodes 442 amino acids. The record is from RefSeq and is a predicted model, not a curated record. Lineage: Eukaryota; Viridiplantae; Streptophyta; Magnoliopsida; Cornales; Cornaceae.
AUGGUGAAGCCAAAAAGAACUAUUGAUUGUUUUUUUCAAAAAAAUGAUGUGCCUUCCGUGACUUCCGCCUCUAAUGUCGAUGUUUCGAUUCAUGAUAACCAGCAUCCUUCAAAAUCUCUAAGAGUUGAACAUACAAAAGUUGAUCCUACCUUUUUAGAACGUGAUCCGGGAUUACGUUGUCAAAUAUGGGAUUAUCCUGUUGACGAACGUGAUGAAGUUCGACGAGCUUAUAUCAAAGCGAAACCAUAUCAAAUUGUGCUUUCAGUAUAUCCGCUUUCUGGAUCGGAAAAGCAUCGUCGUCGAUUUCAAUUAUCUUGGUUUAAAUUAUUUCCUACCUGGUUAGAGUAUUCUCCUUCAAAGGAUGCUGCAUAUUGCUUACCUUGCUUUCUUUUUGGAGUGAAACCAACGGGGCGUCCUGGAACCAAUGCAUUUACUAGUGAAGGAUUUCGAAGUUGGAAGAAAGUUAAUGAUGGCAAUAGGUGUGCUUUCUUAAAUCAUGUGGGAGGAAGUCCAUGUUCUGCUCAUAGCAUUGCUGAGAGAGCAUGUAAGGACUUAAUGAGUCAACCUUAUCAUAUUGAUACAAUAAUGGUUAGACAAACUUCCGAACAAGUUUCAAAUAAUCGAUUGAGAUUAAAGGUCACAAUUGAUGCGGUCCGAUGGCUUACUUAUCAAGCUUGUGCUUUUAGAGGGCAUGAUGAAUCCCUUCAAUCAAGUAAUCGAGGCAAUUUCAUUGAAAUGGUAAAGGCUUUUGCGUCAUAUAAUGAUGAUGUCGCUAGAAUUGUUCUUGAAAAUGCUCCAAAAAAUGCCAAGUAUACCUCGCCACAAAUUCAAAAGGAGAUUUUGCAUAUUGUUUCUAGAAAAGUGAGAAGUAUUCUUGUUGAUGAAGCUCGUGAUGAAUCUAAAAGAGAGCAAAUGGCUCUCGUUUUAAGAUACGUUGAUAAGGAUGGUUUUUUACAAGAACGUUUUUUUGAUCUUGUGCAUGUCAAAGAUACAACUUCAUUGAAUUUAAAAAAAGAUCUUUGUGCGGUUCUUUCUCACUAUAAUCUUGAUAUUCACAAUCUCCGAGGUCAAGGUUAUGAUGGUACUAGCAAUAUGCGUGGUGAAUGGAAUGAUCUUGAUGAACUUGAAACCGGUCGAGGAGCUAAUCAAAUUGGUAACUUGCAACGACCUGGAGAUACUCGUUGGAGCUCCCAUUUUGAUUCUGUUUGUAGUUUGAUAAGGUUAUUUGGUCCAACAUGUUCAGUUCUUAACAACCUUGUUGAAGAUGGAUGUAAUUACAAGAUCCAGGGAGAUACUGAUACUGCUUUUAAUACUCUUAGAUCAUUUUAG